AGCGUUUCACUCAACAGAAAAAGCUCCACCAGAAUUUGGUGGAAGACCCUUGACGAAGCCUCAGAGUAGACUCCAUGACUCAACGCGUUGUACUCGUUGCGGUUCUCGCAGUCCUGGCUUUUCCAGUGGCGUCCAGGGAGAUCUCUCAACCCCUGGGCCGGCCAGGCAUUUGCGGCACGGUGAGUUGCCAGAAGAUGGACACGAAAUACAGAGAGAGAGAGAGAUAGACACUGAUGGAAUGGAGAGCGAUCCUUGGGGCUGCUUCAGAGGAGGUGUUUUUUUCCCCACCCGCCAGGAGAAGGUUGGACUUGAUCAGACCUGUCCUUUCCUCUUCCGACCUGUCCUCCUUUCCUCGUAGCAGAGAGCAGUGGGCACCACGGACCUGAACCAGAUAGAAGGAUAUAGAAAGAAAGUCAGCAACUUUGCCACAUAGAAUCUAGAACGCCUGAAUAUAUGCCCGAUAGAACACCAAGCCAAGAGUUUAUGCCAUAUAUACUGCCAGAAUUUAUGCCAGAAUAAAUUAGAAUAAAUGUCAAAAGAAUGUCAGUCAGGAAAUAUGCCAGUCAAAGUCAGAAAGCAUGCCAGAAUAACUUGAACAUACGCCAGAUAGAAUGCAAGAAUAUGCCAGGUAAAAAAAAUGCCAACAUGUUUUUGUCCCUUAGAAUGCCAGAUAGAGUGCAGCAAUAUAUACCACAUAGACAUAGUUUGCAAACAUUUUUGGAAGUAUAUAUGCUAGAUAGACGCUUUCUCAGUGAUGUUGAAGCAAUAUAGCCAUCGGUUAUCAGCAGAGUGCAAUGCCAUGGUGGGGAUCACUCGACGUAAAAUCAUUUGGCCAAGAUGCCUUGUAUUUUUUCGAGUCUAUAUAGGAAUAAUCUUUUCAUGUACCUUGAACCUUGCGCGUGUCUCAGGAAAACGGGAAGUGCUUGCCGACGGAUGGAAGAUCCAUGUCAAAGAGUACGUCAAGAACUUGCAGCCCCUUUGGUUCAUGCUCUUUGCUGGGCAGAUCAAGGUCUUGCUGACCUUCUUAGUCUUCGGCUUCGAGAUGAAGGUUUGCGAAGUCGGCCCCUCGGCCAGCUCAUCCUGCAGUGGUCUCCAGGAAUUUGACCUUGGGAAGAUCACCUCCUUUCAGCCUCAAGAUGCCACCGGCUCGGUGGUUCAGCCAAACCCACGAGCCAGUGGCAGUGUCCGCCCAGCUGACCUGGGCCUACAUCACUACAUGGCGUUGAUGGAAGCCUACAAUUGUUUGCGGAUGCCGGUGCUAUUUAUGUUUGUGGUGGCUGCGUAUCCAUCCAUUCUGUUGUUCCUCAUGGAUGGCAUGAUCAAGGAUCACAAGGAUCUUGAAGAAGUAUGUAAUUUGAUAAUACCCUCGUCGGAUAUACUUUGGAAAUUCCUCUAUGUGUACUUUCUUAUCAUUCUUGCACAAUACAGUGCACAUUUGCCUCCCGUGCUAUUUUGUUGGUGCGUGAAGGGUGGAUCUAAGUGUGCAGGCAUCGCUUUGGCAAAGUACGGAGAAAUCUUCCGCCCAGAUUGCAAGUCUUUCCUCACACGUGAGAGUGAGGAAGCCGGCACGGCCAGCAAAAGUGACAUGGAUGCCCGCCAUCUAGUUGCAUGUUGGGGUGAAUGGCCCUGCACUCCUUUCUCGCCCCCAGGCAACACUGGGACAGAUCAACAUUUGAAGGCCGUGCAGGCGAUGGAGAGAGAGAGAGAGAGAGACAGAGAGCAAGCAAGGCACUCUUGCUGCAAAUGCUCAUCAUCCACGAGGCAGGCAAGAAUGCUGGUGGGAUCCUGAUCCUUGGCCAGAUGGCGGCUCUGAUGACGCUGCGCCUGUGGCAGCUUGACCACCUUGCCACGCUCAAGGAGGUAGUCUACGUUUAUGCGCAGCUAUGGGAUGACAGGAAGUUCGAGAUGUACUGGGCAGCAUUGUGGAAAGAUGCAUCUUCCCUCUUGGGACUCUUGAACUCCGUUUCACAAUUCCUAUGGCAAAUCUAGGUGCACGAUAGACCGGUCUUGUGGUAGGUAUGUGUCCCUCGGAAUGGGAUGUCGUUGUGGGCCACCCAGACGUUUCUCUCCAUGCAAACCCCGUAACAGUUUAACACUUCUG
Molecule: messenger RNA, 2101 nt
Organism: Durusdinium trenchii
Lineage: Eukaryota; Dinophyceae; Suessiales; Symbiodiniaceae
Source: the annotation of a GenBank genome assembly